UCUAAGCUUGAACUUACCUCGCUACCACCGAUUGAAGAUUUUUAUAGUACUCUGAUAGAAGAACAUAUCAAAGAUUCGGAAUAUCAGUUUGCGACAGAAGUUUGGAACCAUUUCAACUGUCAAACGCUGGGCGAGUAUUCAGAUCUUUAUUUAAAAAUCGAUGUAUUACUUCUGGCCGAUGUUUCGAAAAUUUCCGAGACCUCUGCUUAAACACAUAUCACCUAGAUCCAGCAUACUACUUUACAGCCCCAGCAUUUUCUUUGAUGCGAUGUUAAAGUACACGGGGAUAAAAUUGGAAUUACUUUCAGAUUAUGAAAUGCUCCUCAUGUUUGAAGAUGGUAAGUAAAUUGAAAUUUUGUUAUUUGUAUAUAAAUAGAAUUACAUUUUUUUAUAUAUAUAGGUAUUCCAGGUGGACUCACACAAGCCAGCAUGCGGUAUGCAAAACCCAACAAUGAAAAAACACCAGAUUUUAACCCAUCAGACCCUAAAUCAUGGCUUGUUUAUCAGGACUGUAAGUUUAUUAAUAAUAAUUAUACAAUUAAGUAAACUUUUUUUUUUUUUUUUUUAACUCUAGGUAACAAUCUUUAUGGCUGGGCAAUGAGUCGUUUCAUGCCUUAUGGUGACUUUAAGUGGGUCAAACCAUCACUCGAUGGAUUAAACGAUUUGACCGAAAAUUCUGAAAUAGGACGAAUUUACGAGGUUGAUAUUGCUUAUCCGAAAGAACUUCACGAUAAGCAUAAUGACCUACCAUUCCUUCCAGAAAAUAGCUUACCACCAGGCUCAAAAGUACGGAAACUUAUGGCUACUUUUGAGACUAAAAAAAAAUUAAUUGUUCACUAUCGUAAUCUCCAACAAGCCUUAAACAAUGGACUAAUAUCGUUGAAAAAGUAAAUGUUGUUUGUUAUUUCUAUAUUAUUAUAGAUGUUUAAUUUUUAUAUAUUGCAGGUGCAUAGAGUAGUUCAAUUCAAGCAAUCGCCGUGGCUUGAACCAUAUAUAAUUUUAAAUACUGAAAUGAGAAAAAAUGCAAAAAAUGAGUUUGAGAAGGAUUUCUUCAAACUUUUAAAUAACGCUGUGUUCGGAAAAACGAUGGAAAACGUUCGCAAGCAUUUAAAUAUAAAGCUAGUAUCUAGCGAAAGCCGUUUGCAAAAAUUAAUAAACCGAUCUACGUUUAAACAUUGCACCACGUACUCCGAAAACUUGAAUGCUGUUUCGCUGGAGAAUAAAAUCAUUGAAUUCUGCAAGCCUAUUUAUAUAGAUUUCUCAGUGCUGGAAAUUUCUAAGACCUUAAUGUAUGAUUACCAUUACAAUGUUAUGCAAAAACAUUAUGGCGAUAGUAUUGAGCUUAUGUACACAGAUACAGACUUACUGGUAUACUUUAUUCAGACUGAUGACUUUUACAAAGAUCUGGUGAAUAAUUCUAACUUACUUGAUCGAAUGGAUACCUCGAAUCUACCUCGGAUACAUCCGUGUUACAUUGCCGAAAGAAAGAAGAUUCCAGGACUGUUUUCCGAUGAAACGGAUGGGGAGAUAUGAUCGAGUUUUGCGCGUUGCGAGCCAAGUCAUAUGCAUACAUUCUUCAAGGCAAAGAGAAGAUCAAGGCUAAAGG
Molecule: messenger RNA, 1606 nt
Organism: Aphis gossypii (cotton aphid)
Lineage: Eukaryota; Metazoa; Arthropoda; Insecta; Hemiptera; Aphididae
Exons: 4
Coding region: 922-1533 (203 amino acids)
Source: RefSeq, a predicted model, not a curated record